Molecule: messenger RNA, 831 nt
Organism: Macroventuria anomochaeta
Lineage: Eukaryota; Fungi; Ascomycota; Dothideomycetes; Pleosporales; Didymellaceae
Product: NAD(P)-binding protein
Exons: 5
Coding region: 1-831 (276 amino acids)
Molecular function (GO): NAD binding; oxidoreductase activity, acting on the CH-OH group of donors, NAD or NADP as acceptor; NADP binding
Source: RefSeq, a predicted model, not a curated record
AUGGCUUCCUCAAAAGCACCCAAAACCGUUAAGACGGUUGGCUACAUCGGUCUCGGCAACGCUGGAUUCUCCAUGGCCUCGAAUCUCCCCAAGAACGGCUUCAAUGUAGUAGUACACGACAUGGACACCGAAAAAGUGCAGAAAGCUGCAAAAGAAUGGAAAAGUACAACAGUUUCCGACGACAAGGGCAUCGAGAAAGCAUUUCGACCUGGUACCACCAUAAAGGACACCUCAUCGUCCUAUCCCUUCGAUACCCAAUCCCUUUGCCGCGAACUCGCCGCACACGAACUCAUACUCGUCGACGCUCCCAUCAUACAGACGUACAUGCACGCGGCCAAUGCUGGCGAGUCACCACUCACGGUCGGCGCCGGCUCGGAUGAGAUCUUCGAAGCCGUCAAGCCAGUGCUGUCAGCAACGGCAGGAUACCUGUUCCACAUGGGACCCCUUGGUUUAGGGCAUGCAAUGAAGACACUCAACAACUACAUAAUGGAAUUUAGCAUUUGCACGUUGAAUGACAGUCUAAUGACUGGGCAGAAGUGGGGUCUUGACCCUCAGAAGAUGAUCGAUGUGCUCAAUGUUGGGACGGGCGACCUUGGUAUUACACAGGACUUCAUGCAGCACAGUGAGUUUAGGACGGAGCUGCCGGGGUUGUUGAGAGGGUAUCUUGGAGACGCGCUGGAGCAGGUGGAUCCGCGUGUUGAUCAUACUGAGUUGUUGAGAGGGCGGGAGAGGAGGGCUGGGUUGAGGUCAAGAAGGAGAAGAAAAAUCUCAAACCAAAGUGACGAGAGUGUCCGUGAUACUGAUGUCAGACCAAAGCGUGAUGGUCGCUGA